Molecule: messenger RNA, 2361 nt
Organism: Hippocampus zosterae (dwarf seahorse)
Lineage: Eukaryota; Metazoa; Chordata; Actinopteri; Syngnathiformes; Syngnathidae
Gene: chrm3b
Product: cholinergic receptor, muscarinic 3b
Exons: 9
Coding region: 375-2024 (549 amino acids)
Biological process (GO): G protein-coupled receptor signaling pathway, coupled to cyclic nucleotide second messenger; regulation of vascular associated smooth muscle contraction; chemical synaptic transmission
Cellular component (GO): synapse; dendrite; plasma membrane
Molecular function (GO): G protein-coupled serotonin receptor activity; G protein-coupled acetylcholine receptor activity
Source: RefSeq, a predicted model, not a curated record
CAGCGCUUGAGCAGCAAAAGAAAGCAGCGUGCUGCACUAGGAGGGCUGACUUUCGAGUAGGAUAUCAUUCGGAUGCAUCUGUGACGAUUCCAUGAUGACAGUGCAAUGGAAGACUGGUUGGCAAUGCUCCUUUACCGAGAGGGGGUUCUUGAAUUAAAAUUUCAGUUCAGAUCUUUUUUGAGGAGCCUGCAUGUUUUGGGCUAUGCUAAUCUAUACCAUAAUCAGCAAUGCAUUGGAAGCUGUCUGAGUGAAUGCAAUGUUUUGUAUGAUUUUCACACAACUCUUCAUGAUGGACUCCAGAUUAGUUCUGAAGUGACAGGAUAGGGCAUUUCAAUUGCAACUGACCAGUGAAGAAGGGAUGCCUGUUGGUCAUUAUGGAUGAAACCGCAAGCACCUUCCUUCCAGCGACUUUUGAUGGCUCCUACCAGGAAGCUACUAUAUUGUCUGGCAGUGUCGGCGCGUGGAGUACCCAUCAUUUUAAUAGCAAUCAUAUUAUUUGGCAUGAAGCAAAUUUCACUGACUCACCGGGAAAUAGCACACUAAUCCAGGCAACAGCCGACUUUGACCCAUUAGGAGGACAUACAGUCUGGCAGGUUAUCGUAAUUGUCUUCCUCACCGGAUCACUUUCACUUGCCACCGUUGUUGGGAACAUCUUAGUCCUGUUGUCCUUCAAGAUCAAUAAGGCGCUGAAGACCGUGAACAACUACUACUUGCUGAGCUUGGCGUUUGCCGACCUGACCAUUGGCACUUUAUCCAUGAACUUGUAUACCACCUACAUCAUCAUGAAUCAGUGGGCUCUGGGGCCAGUGAUCUGUGAUUUGUGGCUUGCAAUUGACUAUGUAGCCAGUAAUGCUUCAGUCAUGAACCUCCUCGUCAUAAGCUUUGACAGGUAUUUCUCAGUUACCAGGCCUUUGACCUACCGCGCAAAGCGCACAACCAAAAGGGCCAUGACCAUGAUUUGUUUAGCCUGGUCAAUAUCAUUCAUUCUUUGGGCCCCAGCCAUCCUGUUCUGGCAGUACAUCGUUGGGGAGCGGACAGUGCCGUCUAAUGAAUGCUUCAUCCAGUUUCUGUCUGAGCCCAUCAUUACAUUCUGCACGGCGAUAGCUGCAUUUUACUUGCCAGUUACUAUCAUGACAACCCUGUUUUGGAAGAUCUAUCAGGAGACAGAGAAACGCGCGAAGGAUAUACAAGGUCUUAAGGGCUCGGGCGCAGGAAACAGGAGUAACGAUGGUGUGACCAAGAGCCAAAAGGAAAAAUCCGACACACCGUCGACACAGCAAAUACAAUCGGCGAAUGAGAUGAACGAUGAGCAAAAUAAGCAGGCUUCAGACAACUGCAAGGACAACUCGAGUGUUCCGAGAGGAAUGGAAAGCACGGGGAAAUGCCGUGCGUUUCUUUUCCACUUUUCAUCGCAUUUUUGCCGCGGUUUCAGAAGGGCUGACAACACCGUCCCUGCAGAUCAGAGCUGUUGUGACAGUUUAAACAACAAUGAUGCUUCCGAAGAUGAAGAGGAAGUAAAUGAUGCAGACCAAACAAGACUUGCCACAGAUGGAAAGAAGACUAAAAGGACAAAGGACCGAAAAUCACCCGAGUCAAAACACCCGCCACCUUCUGAGGACGCGUCCCCUGAAAAUAUCUCCAUGAAAGAUGCGAAAAGGUUUGCCUCCAAAGCCAAGACAGAGGUGAACAAACGCAAGAAUGAAAAAAAGGCAAAUGACAAGAAAGCGGCACGGACGCUGAGUGCCAUCCUUUUGGCCUUCAUCACUACUUGGUUACCAUACAACAUCAUGGUCCUCGUUAACACCUUCUGCCAAGACUGUAUCCCGGGAACUCUUUGGGCGCUGGGAUACUGGUUGUGUUACGUGAAUAGCACGGUCAACCCGAUGUGCUACGCCCUGUGUAACAAGACUUUUCGAACCACGUUCAGGGAUAUCUUAAUGUGCCAGUGGAAUCAAAACAAAAGCAAACCUCAAUUUCAUAAGAGGAAUGCUGCUGCAGCUUGCCGAAAGAAAGAUCAAAUGUAGAGCAGAAAUAUGACUAAAACUAUUUCGAAAAUGCGACAGGACUUUUAAAUGGUAAUUCUAAUAUUUGGGAAAGUUUGGCAAGGCAUUUACGCUAGAAAAAAAAAAACAGACUUGUCUUGUGAUCCUCAGAAAUUCCAAUACUCUUUCCAAAGACUUUAAGAGUAUUCAUUGAACUAUGGUUUACAUUUCAAAUUUCUGAUCCAUUCAUUGAAGGUACGCUUUAUAAUCCGAAGCGCUUUAUAGUGCAGAAAAUACGGUAACAUAUAAGGUAAGUGAUUGUGUUCCCAUAUUGUACUGACUGAACAGAAAUCCACGGGUCAGUCAUGCACAGGGUUAA